Messenger RNA from Thermothielavioides terrestris NRRL 8126, 470 nucleotides. RefSeq lists its product as uncharacterized. The record is from RefSeq and is a predicted model, not a curated record. The transcript is spliced from 4 exons. Gene Ontology annotation, molecular function: endopeptidase inhibitor activity. Gene Ontology annotation, biological process: vacuole fusion, non-autophagic. The coding region runs from base 44 to 262 and encodes 72 amino acids. Lineage: Eukaryota; Fungi; Ascomycota; Sordariomycetes; Sordariales; Chaetomiaceae.
ACUCGAAUUCCACUCAGCUGUGAACCACUUUAAAGCUGCAACCAUGCCUCGCUCGUAUAUCGUGACCUGCAAAGACGGCGCCACCGACGCCGAGGUCGAGGCGGCCAAGCAGGCAGCCCGCGACCAGGGCGGCAAGAUCGGCCACGAGUACACAUUGAUCAAAGGCUUCCAGGUCACUUUCGACGAUGGCAUUGUCCAUACUCUGGAGAGCCACGACCACGUCAAGCACGUCGAGGAGGACUCGGUUGUUCAUACACAAUAGGGACACUGAUCAGUUGCAAAGAGGGGGAAUGCGGGGCACGCGAUAAGCUGGUUACGGGCACGCAGCAGCGAGUUGAUAACAACCUACUGUGGUACACUAGCUCACUGAAGCGACCCUGCUUGACUGGCAACGCCAACUGGCUUGCUGUUUAAUUGGACUAAGCUCAGUCCGUAUUUGGCAACAAUGAUCAGCGCUGAUUCCAAGGGCC